AUGUUCAUCAACGGCCACGGCUAUCUUCUUCAACGUGUUGUCGAACAGCAACUGUGCCAGCAGUUGAAUGCGCGACAGAUUGACUUCCAACAGCUGCUGGAACGCCUGGCGUCCAGCGUUCCCGUGAACACAGAUCCAGAGCUGUUGAAGGUGUCCUUCCAAGCAUUCGACCAAGACAGGAACGGCAAGAUCACACGCGACGAGAUCAGGUCGCUAUUGCGGAAUCUUGAGGACCGGCCGACGGAGCAGGACAUUGACGACAUGAUCCGAUUGCUCGACACGAACCAGGACGGCGAGAUUGACUAUGACGAGUUUGUGAAGAUGAUGACGUCGUGA
Messenger RNA from Salpingoeca rosetta, 336 nucleotides. RefSeq lists its product as uncharacterized. The record is from RefSeq and is a predicted model, not a curated record. The transcript is spliced from 4 exons. Bases 1 to 336 code for a protein of 111 amino acids. NCBI's taxonomy places the organism in Eukaryota, Choanoflagellata, Craspedida, Salpingoecidae. Gene Ontology annotation, molecular function: enzyme regulator activity; calcium ion binding.